Molecule: messenger RNA, 1455 nt
Organism: Ilex paraguariensis (yerba mate)
Lineage: Eukaryota; Viridiplantae; Streptophyta; Magnoliopsida; Aquifoliales; Aquifoliaceae
Source: the annotation of a GenBank genome assembly
AUGGGAAUGGAGAGUAAUUUUCAGAUGAAAGUGGAGACAGGGGAUGCUGGUUAUGUGCUCGAAGAUGUUCCUCACUUGACCGAUUACAUUCCCGAUCUCACUACUUACCCAAAUCCGUUGAGGUUCAAUCCUGCGUAUUCAGUUGUGAAGCAAUAUUUUGUUCAUGUGAAUGAUACUGUACCCCAAAAGGUUGUUGUUCACAAGAAUGGUCCAAGAGGGAUACAUUUUCGACGUGCUGGACCCCGGCAAAAGGUUUAUUUUAACUCAGAUGAGGUGCAUGCUUGUAUUGUAACAUGUGGUGGUUUGUGCCCUGGGAUAAAUACAGUGAUCAGGGAGCUUGUAUGCAGUCUCUAUCACAUGUAUGGCGUCAACAAAGUCCUUGGAAUAGAUGGAGGGUAUAGGGGUUUCUAUUCCAAAAAUACUAUACCAUUAACUCCGAAGGUUGUAAAUGACAUUCAUAAACGUGGCGGUACAAUCCUUGGAACAUCUCGAGGAGGCCAUGAUACCUCAAAGAUAGUUGACUGCAUUCAGGACCGGGGAAUUAAUCAGGUUUACAUAAUUGGAGGGGAUGGAACUCAGAAAGGAGCAGCAGUGAUUUAUGAGGAAGUUAGGCGGCGUGGUCUUAAAGUUGCAGUUGUUGGGAUCCCCAAAACGAUUGAUAAUGACAUUCCGGUUAUCGACAGGUCAUUUGGUUUUGAUACUGCUGUAGAGGAAGCUCAACGUGCCAUAAAUGCCGCUCAUGUUGAAGCUGAAAGUGCAGAGAAUGGUGUAGGUGUAGUGAAGCUAAUGGGUCGCUACUGCGGAUUCAUUGCAAUGUAUGCUACUCUAGCCAACCGAGAUGUGGACUGUUGUUUGAUUCCAGAGUCACCUUUCUAUCUUGAAGGAAAUGGUGGACUACUUGAAUUCAUAGAGAAACGGCUUAAAGAAAGUGGGCACAUGGUCAUUGUGAUAGCUGAAGGAGCAGGACAGGAGCUUCUUUCAGAGAGUUUGCAGGCCACAAAUGAGCAAGAUGCUUCGGGAAACAAGCAACUCCAAGAUGUUGGGUUGUGGAUUUCUCAGAGGAUCAGGGAUCAUUUUGCAAGGCAAUGUAAGAUGUCUAUUACUCUUAAAUAUAUAGAUCCCACAUACAUGAUCCGUGCCAUUCCAAGCAAUGCAUCUGACAACGUGUACUGCACCCUCCUUGCUCAAAGUGCUGUUCAUGGAGCAAUGGCAGGAUACACAGGCUAUACAAGCGGGCUUGUCAAUGGCAGACAGACGUAUAUUCCUUUCAAUCGCAUUAUUGAGCGACAGAACAAAGUUGUGAUUACUGAUAGGAUGUGGGCAAGGCUCCUUUCUUCAACCAAUCAGCCAAGUUUCCUGGAUUCUAAAGAUUUAAUUGAAUUCAAAAAAGCGGAAGAGACUCCAACCCAACAGCUGGAUGGGGAGAGUUGUAAAGAAGACAAGCCAGGUAACUAA